GACUAUUAUCACAGCCAGGAGGUGAAGCAACGUUUUAUGUCUGCCAUGCACAGCAUUGCCCACCUGACAGCAAGAGAUGUGGCUACAGCAUUUGAUCUUUCCCAGUUUAAAUCUGCUUGUGAUUUAGGAGGUUGCACUGGAGCUCUGGCUUGUGAAUUAGUACAAAUAUACCCAAAUCUCAAGGUCACAGUAUUUGACCUUCCAGAAGUCAUUGCAAACACCUCUUACUUUCAGCCUUCAAGACAACACACAGCUCCAGUGACAUUUGUAUCAGGUGACUUCUUCAAGGAUAAUCUUCCAGAAGCAGAUCUUUACAUCCUUUCACGUGUUCUUCAUGACUGGCCUGAUGAAAAGAUACAUGUGCUGUUAAGCAAGAUAUCGGCUGUUUGCAAACCAGGAAGUGCCUUGCUAGUGGCAGAAAUUGUGCUUGACGAACAGAAGAUGCACCCUCCUAGAGCUGUACUACAGUCCCUCAGUAUGACUGAAGGCAAGCAGAGAAGCGAGUCAGAAUAUAAACAGCUACUGGAGAAAUACGGCUUCACAAAUGUACAAAUUAAGAUCACAGGAAACUUGUUAGAUGCUGUUUUGUGCUUCAAGAAGAAUUUGUCACCGUAG
This is a messenger RNA of Phaethon lepturus (White-tailed tropicbird), 615 nucleotides long. Its product is annotated as N-acetylserotonin O-methyltransferase-like protein. NCBI's taxonomy places the organism in Eukaryota, Metazoa, Chordata, Aves, Phaethontiformes, Phaethontidae. Gene Ontology annotation, molecular function: O-methyltransferase activity. The transcript has 4 exons. The record is from RefSeq and is a predicted model, not a curated record. The annotation marks the transcript as partial.